AUGUCGCCGUCCCCUGUUGCAACGACCGCCUAUAUCGCCCUGCACGAUCUGAAGCCCGGCCACAGCGAUACCAUCAACUGUCUUCGCUUCUCUCCGGGUGGUGAUUUGUUGGCCAGUGGGGGAGACGAUUGCGCUCUCAUGCUCUGGAGUGUGGACGAUGGGCGUAUGCUCUUCAGAGUAUUGUUCAAGAGCAACGUGUCCGCUUUGGUAUGGCAUCCCAUCUAUCCCGACACGCUCAUUGUUGGUUGCGACGACGGAAGGGUGUUUUCGGUUCAUGAGUUUUCCUUGGCCAACAGUGUACAGCGCGACAUACAACUCAGUGUGCGCAGUAAUGUUCACAGUAUGGCAUAUGAUCAAAGCAGUCGAUAUCUCGCUCUUUCCCUCGGAAGGGAGGUGCAUCUCACCAGAGAGGAGCAGCGAGAUGAGUAUGCCAUGUCGAUCAAGAUGCCGGCCCCUGCGGGCGCUCCCGAGGAGGACCAGGGCGAACGUCGUCUACGGGCGAUGAGCCUUCACUUCCGAGCCAAAGGAAAAGAGUUGAUUGUGUCGUACUUGUUCGAUGGCGUUAUCUGCUUCGAUACCACCUCUCACGCAGUUCUAUGGAAGAUCGACCCUUCCCCGCAGACACUGAACAUAGGGUCGUCCGCCCUCAGCCCGCUUGGAAACAAUCUGGCCCUGCACAACAUCUUCACCGGAGUGAACGUCUAUUAUACCGGGGCGGGGGACGACAGGGUCCUCCUGAAGCGCUACAAUCACAACAAGACGCCGCAGAGUCGCUCCCGGGUUCAAGUAGCGUACGCCAUGAACGGGCAGAGGCUUGUUUGUGGCACUACGACUGGCGACGUUUGUGUGUGGAUGGUAGAAAGCGGGCAAAUAUUCCAGGAGCUCAUGCACGAUGGUGAGAUUUCGUUGCCGUGUUACACGAUAAGUCGUGGCAAUCAUCUCUACAUUGCUGCAGGGAGUGCACGCCUUGGUCAGGACACCUACAUCAGGUUGUGGAGAGCGUCUGUGACUGGUACGUGCGUUCCCUUCCCUACCUUGCCAUGCAUGUUAUUGAUUUUCCUCCAAGACGCCAAGCCGGCGGAGGCAUUCGAAAUCAUCACGCCGGUCGGAGAACUCGUCGAGAGCGUCAACGUACGUGCGAUCUGUUGGGAUGUAGAACCGCUCACGCACGCUUCUCAUAGAAUAUCAGAGCGCAGCUGCGGCUGUACGUCUUGCUUGUAUGUGCCGUGGCGCGCGUUCGUUUCCUACAGGUCAUGGCUUUCGUAA
This is a messenger RNA of Trametes versicolor FP-101664 SS1, 1266 nucleotides long. Its product is annotated as WD40 repeat-like protein. The transcript has 6 exons. Gene Ontology annotation, molecular function: protein binding. The record is from RefSeq and is a predicted model, not a curated record. The coding region runs from base 1 to 1266 and encodes 421 amino acids. Lineage: Eukaryota; Fungi; Basidiomycota; Agaricomycetes; Polyporales; Polyporaceae.